AUGAGACGCGCCGCCGCCGCCGCCGCCGCCGUCCCUGUGGCCGCUGCUGCCGCGCUCGCGGCCAACCUCAGCCACUCCACGUCGUACGACUCGCUCGUCGCCCGCACCAACGCCCGGCUGCCCGUGGCAGCCCCGCCGGCUGAUCGCGACGCGGAGCUCUUGUCGGCGCGGCUUGCGUCGCCGGGCGUCGCCAUCGUGCGCGGUGUCAGCGCUGCUGAGACGGCGCGGGACGCUAUCGCGGCGCUGGACCCGGAGGGGCCUCUGAGGCUAUACUUGCAGCGGGAUGAGCCGCUCGGCGCUGCAUUGGCACCGCCGGGCCGACUCGCGGCAGAGUUUGCUCGCCGCUUCCAGACGCCGGUGCCGCAGGUCUGCCUCUCUGGUCCCCGCCGCCUCGUCCUGUGCCUCUUCCAGCCGCACCUCGAGGAGGAGGCGACCCGCCGCUGGGUCUGCGAGGAGGCGCUGCCGCUCGGCGCGACAAUCUGUGUGGUGGCGGACGGCACGCUCUUCGCGGCCGAGUUUUGCGAGGAGCUGCUGCGGAGCGGCGGCGAGGACCCUGGCCGCGUCACUCACCACUCGGUCUCGCUGCCGGCCAGUGACGCCGCCGCCGCCGCUCUGCUCGCCCGCUGCGGCGCUCCCGAGUGGUUGGCUUCCCUCGCCGCUUGGCUGCGAAGGCACACGGGGUGCCACCCGGCCGACCUCGCCUCCCUCAUCGCGGCGCUUGACGGGGCCGGCGGCGGCGGCGGCGAUGGCUGGAGAGGUGGCGAGGAGGCUGCCAGCGACGGUGACUGCGGCGGGGAUCGAGAGGAGGAGGGCGAGGCGGCGGCUAGUGGCGCUGAGCCAGGCAGUCUCGGUGCGGCGCAGGAGGAGCGAGCGGCGGCGAUCGCGCAGGAGGAGCGAGCGGCGGCGAUCGAGGUCCUCGAUGCCGCACGGCAAGGCCUCGUCGCCACGCGACUCGAGCGGCUCAAGGAGGUGCUCGCGAUGGCCGAGGACGGCGAGGGCGGCGAGGGCGGCGAGGGCGGCGAGGGCGGCGGUGGCGGCGGCGGCGGCGGCGAGGCGGACUGGCUGUGGAUGCUGCUCGGCGAGAUGAGCGGCGUUGCCGUGGCGGCGCGGCGGGCGCCGCUGGGCGACCUCCUCCAGCAGCUCUCGGAGGAGGAGGUGGGGCAGCUCGACGGGGCUCUCAAGAAGCGGGUGCUGCACCUCGACUUUGUCCGCUCCGCCGCCGCCGAUGCCGCCGACGCCGACCCCGCCGACGCGGAUGGCGGCGUGCAGAGCGAUGUCGUGGCGUCGCCUCUGACGGUCGCCGCCUUUGACGCCCUCCGCGCUGACCCAAGCCUCGCCAGUGCGGUGGAGAGGCGGCGGGCGCGGCGCGAGAGGGCGGAGGACCUGCGCUUCUACGCUGCCGACGCGGCGGAGCUCGACGCGGCGGUGGCGGACUACGCGUUGUGGGAGCAGCGCUGGGCCGUGGCGGUGCUGCGGGCAUCCGAACCAGCAACGGAGGGGGAUUCCGCCGCUCCCGAGCCGCUGCCGCCGCGCCGCUACUUUGGCCUGUUCGGCCCUCGAAAGCCGUGGCGCUCCCGCGGCGCCCCAAAGGCAGAGGGCGGGGAGAGGGAUGAUCGCGGGGACAGGACGGAGGGCGACGAGCGCGGCGAGGAGGGCGGGGCGGGUCGUGCGCAGCUGGUGGCGGCCGAGCGCGAGGCCUCGAGCGCUGCGGGCCGCGUCGCGGUGCUCGCGCUGGAGCGGACCAAGCGGCGUCGCACCCUCAGCAUGCACUGCAGCGCGCUGCUGCGGCGAGCGGCGGCGCUGGGCGUCUCGCCUGGGCUGCCGGAGGGGCACCUGUGCUUUGAGCUCUCGGAGGCGUACUGA
Emiliania huxleyi CCMP1516 is the source of this 1863-nucleotide messenger RNA. RefSeq lists its product as hypothetical. The coding region runs from base 1 to 1863 and encodes 620 amino acids. NCBI's taxonomy places the organism in Eukaryota, Haptophyta, Isochrysidales, Noelaerhabdaceae. The record is from RefSeq and is a predicted model, not a curated record. The transcript has a single exon.